Messenger RNA from Penicillium olsonii, 1911 nucleotides. NCBI's taxonomy places the organism in Eukaryota, Fungi, Ascomycota, Eurotiomycetes, Eurotiales, Aspergillaceae. The record is from the annotation of a GenBank genome assembly.
AUGGAGCUCUUACGCUGCGCUGCGCGAUCGAAGCUUUCAAGCAGGUACUGGGCAAGGCAAUUACUGCCAAGUCCCCCGCGACAUGUGCGAUUGUAUGCCCAGGAGCCCGCCGCUUCGGGUAUUGUGCUACGCGACUACCAAGAGGAGAGCAUCCAAUCUGUCUUGAAAUACUUGGGAGAAGGACAUCGGCGAUUGGGAAUUUCCCUUGCUACAGGAGCUGGAAAGACGGUCAUCUUCACCCAGCUUAUCAGCCGAAUUCCCCCUCAAAAUGCGAAAGCCACGAAGACCAUGAUUAUUGUCCACCGACGCGAACUUGUUGAACAAGCUGCAAAGCAUUGUCGCCUCGCAUAUCCCGACAAGACCGUGGAAGUCGAGUCGGGCAAUAGGGUCGCGACUGGAGCAGGAGACAUCAUCAUCGCGACAGUUCAAACGCUAUCGCGAGGGCGUGUAUUCAAGUUCGAUCCGAGUGCCUUUAAGCUGGUUCUAGUCGACGAGGCACAUCACAUUGUCGCUCGAUCCUACCGCACAGCUUUGGGCCAUUUUGGAUUAAACGAGGUAUCUGCAAGCAGUCCGGUUCUGGUCGGCGUUUCGGCCACUUUUUCUCGAUUCGAUGGACUCAAGUUGGGUGCCGCUAUUGACCACAUUGUCUACCACAAAGACUAUGUGGACAUGAUUGCCGAUAAGUGGCUGGCCAAUGCCGUGUUCACAACUGUGAAAAGUGGCGCCGAUUUAUCCACAGUCAAAAAGGACACUCUUGGGGAUUAUGCCCUAAGCUCACUAUCAAAGGCAGUUAACACUGCAACUACAAACGAUAUAACUAUACGAGCGUGGAUGGCCAAUGCCGAGGACCGCAAAUCUACUCUUGUCUUCUGUGUCGAUAUCGAGCACGCGCAGCAGCUAACAGCAGCGUUUCGUGACCAGGGCGUAGAUGCCAGAUAUAUUACAUCGAACACCCGAUUGGCACACCGCGCCAAAGAGCUAGAGGCUUUCAGAAAUCAGGAGUUUCCGGUCCUCAUCAACUGCGGUCUGUUCACAGAAGGCACGGACAUUCCAAACAUCGACUGUGUGCUGCUGGCCCGACCCACCAGAUCUCGAAAUCUCCUCAUUCAAAUGAUUGGGCGCGGACUGCGACUCUUUGAUGGGAAGAAGGAUUGCCAUAUCAUUGAUAUGGUGGCGUCUCUGGAUACAGGCGUUGUAUCCACUCCAACUUUGUUCGGCCUGGACCCAGACGAAGUACUGGACAAGGUCAGCGAAUCCGAAGCCAAGAUGACCAGCGGAAAGCCUGAAAGCAGUCCAGGUCUCGAUGAAGAGCCCCUCAGCGGUCCAGAUAAUGACCUGAAACUCCAAUUCACGACGUACGACAGUAUCUACGAUCUCUUAGGAGACAUACAGUCGGAGAGACACAUCCGUUCCAUCAGCCCGCACACUUGGGUCCGGGUUGGCGAAGACAGAUACAUACUCACCGAAGCCUCGGGAUGGCUCACCAUCGAGAAAGAAGGCGACAUGUUCACGUCACAUCAUGUCAUGAAGUGGAAAACCCCAGGGAGUGAAAGUUUCCAAUACACACGCCCUCGGGAAAUUGCAACGGGGCCUAAUCUGGAAACCAUCGCACGGGCAGCAGACACUUUUGCCAGUAGCAAAUUUGACGAGCAUUUUAUCGGAGUGCGGAAACCUUGGCGAAAGGCCCCGGCAACACCGGGGCAAAUGAAGAUUUUGAAUGGAGCCCGCAUUCGCGACAGGCAGAUCAAGCCGGAAGAGCUGACCCGUGGCCAGGCGGCGGAUAUGAUCACCAAGCUCAAACAUGGGGGGAAGAAACGCUUUAAGGACUUAGAGGUUCAUAAACGGGCCAAGAUUCGGCAGGAGAAGCUGCAGAGCCGAGAAAGUAUCAAGGUCGGACCAGUUGAGGCUUGA